GGGGCUGAAACUGAGCCGGGCGCACCGCCCACAUAAGGCGGGGGCAGCGCACGCCGUUCCGAACCGGCGGUGGGGGGAAAUAGGGUGGCUGUAGGGUUGGGCUCGGAGGGUCCCGGGGACGCGGCAUGGAGCUGGGUUGGCUGCUAUGGGGUGCGGCGGUGCUGCUGCUGCUGCACCUCCUGAUGGAGCUCAGCCCGGCUGUGAACUUCGCGUUGCGCAUCGGUUUUUAUUACGUGUUGUGCAUCGUUUGCUCCGGGCUCACCGCUCCCGUCUGCCUCCUCGUCAACGGCGGCCGCACCGUCAAGAACAUGAGGAUCAUCAAAACCGUGGUCAAGUCCUUCAAGUAUUUCUUCGGCCUGAGGUUUGAGGUGAAAGGACUGGAGAACUUUGAGGUGGAAGGCCCUGCCAUCAUUGUGUCCAACCACCAGAGCAUCCUCGAUAUGAUGGGGCUGAUGGAGGUCCUGCCCGACGGCUGUGUCCAGGUGGGCAAGAAGGAGCUGAUGUAUGCCGGCACGGUGGGACUCAUCACCUACCUCGGGGGUGUCAUCUUCAUCAACAGGAAGAGCACCACCAGCGCCAAGAUGGUGAUGGCAGAGGUGGCCAAGACUAUGAUAGCUGAUAACGUGAAGGUGUGGGUGUACCCUGAGGGCACGAGGAACUGCACGGGGGAUUUGCUGCCAUUCAAGAAAGGAGCGUUUCAUCUCGCUGUCCAGGCACAGGUCCCGGUGAUCCCUGUGGUGUAUUCCUCCUUCACCACUUUCUACAACCCGAAGAAGAAUCUGUUUACAUCAGGCAAAAUCAAGGUCGAGGUUCUCCCGCCAAUAGAAACCAAAGGGCUGACAUCAGACAACGUCUCUGACCUCACUGACAGAUGCUACAACCUCAUGAGGGAGACCCUUUUCAGGCUGUCGGGCCGCCCAGGCGAGGGGAAGGAUUCCUCCUAGGUGCUGCUCCAGCGGCGUCACCGUGUGGCGGUGGCCAAAGGGACCCAUCUGCUGCCAAACACCAAAGGAGCAUCUCUUCCUCUGCAGUGACUUGGAACUCUGGGGAUGCUGUGGACUGGCACACGAGGCGUGUCGAGCCAGCAGUGAGGCUCCCUGUUGAGUGGAUUUCUCUUAAGGGUUCAUUAUCUUGCAAUGAAAUGUCUCCUCUUUCUGUAUUUCUCAGGCAACAAAUGUAUGCUACCAAAGGGCUCAGUGA
Molecule: messenger RNA, 1200 nt
Organism: Phasianus colchicus (ring-necked pheasant)
Lineage: Eukaryota; Metazoa; Chordata; Aves; Galliformes; Phasianidae
Source: RefSeq, a predicted model, not a curated record